AUGAGCCUAAAAUCUAGACUUAACGAGCUAAUCGACCUAAACGAGUACGCAGAAGCUGCACUUACCCUGCAAAGACGAAAAAAUGAGCUUAUUGAUUCAGAUCUCCCAUUAAUCUAUUCUCUAGUCCAAUUGUAACCUCUACUCAGAUCUCUUGAAGCUAAACAGUCUGAAAUUGCACUCCAAAUCUUAAAAUCAAUAGAAAAAUUAUCAGUCUGCUUAUAUCCUGAUGAUUUCGAAUCAGCCAUCAAAGGCCUGCUAAGGAUUGGGACACUUGAACAAGGACUUGAAGUUAUGAUCAGUUACAUUGACAACGGCACCAUAAAAGAUGCAAAAACUACACUUGCUUAUAUUAAGCCAGCGAUAGAGGUUGGAGGUUUUGACCAAGCUUUUAAUUUGAUCCUUAAGCUCAGCCAUAGUAAUAUCCCUUUUAUUGACUCAUUUUGAGAAACUGUUAUAAAAUAUUUUUUUAGAAAAGAUGCUUUAACCCAUACAAGCCAAUGCUUUAAAAUGCUAGGAUACCCUUCAUUAGACUCAGUUCAGCUAUGGGAUGAAUUUUUUGAUAGAGCAAUUUCACGUGGAGUCGUUGAUUUAGCCUUCAACACGACAUUAGAAAUAUCAGUAAAAGCUCAUAAAAACUCAGCAAACCGCUGGUGGAAUAUGUUUUUAAAGAAAAUUUCAGCGAAUUCUUCUAGCUCAAUAUAUGAUUUAUAUAGAAUUAUUGACCAAAUAUUAAGUCUUGAUAUAGAAGCUGACGAAGAAUCUCUAGGACUGGCUUUUUCGAGGCUUGUAAAAGAUGGAGAAUGUGGAAAAAUAGUCAAAAUUAUAAAAGAUUUGAAAAAGUCUAUGACUGUUGGGGUGAUUUCGAAUUUAAUUUCGUCACUAAUAGACAAAAAUAUCCCAAAAGAAGCUUUGGAGACUGCAAAUUUAGUAGUCCAAGGAUUUUUUGGGACUUUAAUUACGGUUGAUAAGCUGUCUUUGAGCAAUGAUAAACUGAAAUGGAUAGUAAAGGAACAGCAAAUCCAAAUGAUGAAAUUUAUGAAAGCUAUCAAAGAAAGCUCAGGAGAAAGCAGCUCAGAAGACGCAGAAAAUGAUUUCAUCUUUCUUUAA
Messenger RNA from Blepharisma stoltei, 1107 nucleotides. The record is from the annotation of a GenBank genome assembly. NCBI's taxonomy places the organism in Eukaryota, Ciliophora, Heterotrichea, Heterotrichida, Blepharismidae.